Molecule: messenger RNA, 5607 nt
Organism: Oncorhynchus masou masou (cherry salmon)
Lineage: Eukaryota; Metazoa; Chordata; Actinopteri; Salmoniformes; Salmonidae
Product: phosphoinositide 3-kinase regulatory subunit 6-like
Exons: 20
Coding region: 234-2600 (788 amino acids)
Biological process (GO): positive regulation of MAP kinase activity; G protein-coupled receptor signaling pathway
Cellular component (GO): phosphatidylinositol 3-kinase complex, class IB
Molecular function (GO): 1-phosphatidylinositol-3-kinase regulator activity
Source: RefSeq, a predicted model, not a curated record
ACACUGCCACUCUCUCUGUCACCAACCCCACCAGCUCGUCACCACCUCCCAGUUAGAGGAAGUUCACUCCACUUCACUAUUUAUCUCUGUCAGAUCCUGCAGCAGCACGUUGAACACUGAGCCAGUGUGUCGGAAAUUAAACGCCUCAGGGAACCUUUCGGGUAUUGCUGGAAAGAGGGACUUUUCUGAAAGGGAAAAGACACCAGGCCGUGGCCCCACCAUGCAUGUGAGACAUGACCAACAUGGCAGCCUGGGAUAGCUCGAGCAGCCCCCCGAGCAGCAUGGAGCCUAUAGGCAGCUGCGCCCCCUUGGCCUCAGAGUCGGACAUCUACCGCAGUGUCCAGGCCGUGCUCAGGGAGCUGGAGAGCCAACACCCCUCCUCUGUGCUCAAUAAAGGGAUGCUAAGAUGGACGCUGCACAAGAAGGUUCGGAACAAUCCUGCCAACAGUCUCAUUCUGGUGAGAGUCAUCGUCAAGGAGCUGGAAAGGGCUGAGAGGGUAGACUGUCGGACACACAUCAUCCCCCUGCUCCACACACUCAUCUAUGCUGUCAUCCAGUCAGCCUAUGUUCCUGACGACCUGUACAAGCGGGUGUACGACUUCUGUAAGAGGCUGCUUACCCUCCCCCAGCCCUACUGUACUGUAGGCCUCAGCUACACCAGACGCAUGAAGACAGAACGCUACACACCAGGAGUGCUGUAUCAGAGGAUGGUGGUCGCAGAGCAGAGCCUGAAGAAUGACUACCAUCCCUUUCAGGAGAGGGUGUUUGUGUUCGCCGAUCCAGUAGUCUUCUCCGGCCCCCACGGUGAGGCGCUGAGGGGGGACAUCGAGGCCUCGGGCUCAGGGGGGUAUCUGAAUCCCCUUGACCACAUGCGGACCGUGGUCCAACACUCCAUCCAGGCUGCUCUCGGAGGGGAGCUGUGUCACAGUCCUAAACUGGCACAGGCACUGAAGGAAAUUGGCCAGGACGUGGAGCCGUACUUCCAGGAAGUGGUGGCCUGUCUGGAGCAGAGUGUGGAGGAGGGCAGUAAGGGGGAAGGGGUGGUGCUGAGGGGGAGACUGGGACAACUCUACAGAGAGAUCCUCACCCAUACUGAUACAUCAGACACAUUGUCCUCCGGUGGUGGGGGAUGCCUGUGUGACAUGCCACUUCCCAAUCCGGAGAUGAGCUUCCACCUGUGGAGGGAGGAUGAGGAGAUCUGGCGCGAGCUGGCCAAGUGCGUGCGCUCCAGCUCCAUGUCGUCUGAACACUUCUGCCUCAGCCAGGACCAAGAGACCGACUUUGACCUCACCGACCUCUCUGCCGACCUCACUUCCUCCUCCGCCAUGCCCCGCCACUCCGUGAUGUCCAACGACAGCGGCAUCGAGAGGGACCUUCCCCCUGGGGUUGAGCCUUCAGUGGUGGAACCCUCUGGUGGCUCGGAGGAGGGGGAGGCCAGGUUAACCCGACGAGGAGGCAUCAAGAUGAGGCCGUCAGUCACGGACAAUAUGGCCCUGAUGCAGGACGCUCUGGAGAAGAGCGGGAGUGUGGCCGGGGGAGGCGGGGGGACACUUCAUAGGAAGGCGGGGUGCAGCGGGACCCCCUCAUUCUCCAAGCAGCAGAGGCACUUCACGGCCCGGAUCGUGGUGAUGGGGGACGACAGGGUGCUGGGGAAGCUGGCUAAGGCCUUCUACUUUCUCCGGAAAAGAGAAGCGCGUCGUCUCUUUCUGACCAUGAAAGUCAACUUCCAGUUUUACUACAUCCCUGUCUGUGAGGAUCCCAGUCCCACCUCUCCUGUCAGAGAAAACCUCUCCCCAACCCGGGAAAACCCCUGUGCCCUGGGUUCCUACUUGGGAAUGGUGGAUCCAUGGUACGACUGCAACAUCAACAGUCUGGGUUCUAUGAUCCCCAAGCUGGCCAAAAUGCAGUCCAACAGCAGCAAGCAGGCAGAGCCUAACCCCUUCCUGUCUGAUGUCAUUUCCUACUAUGUGCGGACCGGACUGCAGCCUGUUUACUUCACCAUCUAUUCGGUCAAGAUCUGCUUCCCCAACCUGACCAAGGACCCAGUGGAGGACGUGUUUCUCUCCCACUUAGAGCUGGACUUCCCCGAGUUCAAACAGUCCCCAACUACUUUGAAAGCCACGACCAUCAAGCAGAAGAAGAACACAGGAGACGUAUGUGGUGCUGUCGUCUCUGUCAACUACAAAAAGGUGUCGUUGAGUGGUAGAGAUGUAGACAAGGGUAUGUCAGUGAGGACUUCAGGUGUUCAGAUUAGUGCCAUUCCCUCCAAUGAAACUGAAGAUCUGAACUGUCUUACAGUAGCUUUCAACGAAACUAAACCCAAGAACACCAUGGAGGCCAAGAUCCGUACCUGUAACAUUAAGAUCAGAACCCUGGAGAUGAAAACCUUCACUGUGACCCUGGACAAAGACUCUAGGAGGACCUUCCGAGACAUACAGAGCAUAGAGAUCACCCCCUGUCUUGAUCCUGGAUACUGUGUCCAGAAGACCAUGCGGUCCAAGUUCAGUUUGGGGGAAGAGGAGAGGGACGCUGGCCUCAGCAAGUACAUGAACAAAGGACUUCCUCUACCAAUCAAUACAUUCGCUGGUAUCAUCAACUGACUGAUCCCACAACCAUCUGGAUGGACUCUACUGUAGAGAGGCUGAAAUGUUGAGACCAUCCACAUUGUAUGACGAUCAGGGAUGUGCUCAGCACUCACAACAGCGCCUCUGGGUGCCUUGAGGGGAUGUGGAAAGAGAACCUGGGUGGCAGCUAACGGUAGCCCACGGUUAUUUACCUGGUGUAACCUUGACAAGAAAACUAGUUGAGUUUGACAAGUGUUAGAUUUGUCAACAAACAAAUUAAUUUACCAUGGGUAUUGGAUCCCGUUCCAGUUUCUGCUUGUGACAGUUAUCAUAUACUGUGCCCAUGGGCAUAUCUCUGACUGACAGCAUAGUCAAAGAACAAUAUUGCCUCUAAAAUUGAGAAUUUUAUGAGCGUGUAUGAGGCAUGAGAGUGAAGCUGAGGUGGUAUUAGCUCCUAUAUAGGCUUUAGCUCAGAGGACUAACAUAAACUUGACAACCUGGGUUCAAAAUCUGGUCCGUCAGAAGAGUAGCCAACCCUCCCAAUCAUCUAACCUAAGGGAUGAUUCAUCCAUCCCUUGACGUCAAGGGGGGCACAUUCCAUUUCAAUUCAGUAAAGUUACUGUCAGGACCCGGUUACGAACCUGGGUCUCCGGAGUGAGAAACAGUCACUUAACCAACUGAGCCACGAAUAGUCAGCAGAACCCAGAAGAUGAGGCAGACACAGCAGUACUUAAGACGGUGUAUUUAAUAAAGUAAAAAGGAGAAGUCCUUCAAUACAAAAAAUGGCAAAUCCAAAAGGUGGUAGGAAUAGCACAAAAAGCCUCAAGAGAUACUCAAAAAUAAAAACAGAAUUCCACAAGAGCAUCCACCGGAAUCGACAAGAAUACACAGAACACUAGGGCUGGGUGCUAACAUACAAACACAGAGCACAGAACUGAGGGAAACUAAGGGUUUAAAUACAAUCAGGGGAAACGAGGCACAGGUGCAAAUAAUAAUGGGGAACAAGGGAAAAAACAUGAGGUCAAAAAGCACAAUGGGGGCAUCUAGUGACCAAAACCCGGAACAACCCUGGCCAAAUCCUGACAGUUACGGAGUAAACUGAAAUUCCCAUAGGAAUUGACUGAAUUGAAAUGGAGUUGACCCCAACACUGCUUGCCAUGUAAACACACUACCUGUUGCUCUUUGAGUUCUGACACUGAAUCACCCUGGCAGGGUCAUUUUCAUUACUAAGCUUGGCAGAAGAACAACUUAAAGAUAGUUUGAUGUCUUGGUGAGCUAACAACAGAAGCUCUUUGAAGCAGUCACUUCAUUUUAUUAGCCAGUUCUUUAAAAAACAGGUUCCAUUUAAAGGUGCAUAUGGCUCUGUGAGCUCAUCUAAGUUCUUGCGAAUUAGCAAUAAAGGUUUGAAUGCACUGUGCACAAGCCUUCAGUAAAAACAUGACACAAAAGAACAGGCACCUAUUUUAAGAUCAAAUUUAUCACCCCUAACUUGAAGGUGAUGGAACACAGUCACCGCUGUAAGGUAUUGGCUGGUUUACAAUAAAUCAGCAGGUGAUGGGGACCAGUUAUCAUAUAUGCACCCAUAAAAAGUAUGUAGAUGACAAAAAAAGGACAGACAUACAGACAGAGAGAGAAAGACACUGACUGACUGAAUGACUGAGAGGCCACAUCUAUAAAAGCCACUGUCGUAAUACCAUUGAUAGAAACGAGGGUCUUAAAGAGUUCUGACCGCCAGCUGGUAUGUUUGUAAUGCAUCAUCAAUCAUCAAUAGACCUUUUUGCACACUUGUCUAUUUUUUUAAAUGUUAUGUAUGUAAGACUAAUCAUUGGAGUAUGGUAUCAUUGAAAUUACUUGUUUAAUAGUAGUGUAAAUACUAAUGUAUUUUAUAUAAUUACUGUAUAUUUUAUAUAAAAAAGAGAUGUUUUGACUUUUUCUGAAAUGAAGUAUGAAUGAGCUGAUUAUUUGAUUCUUAAAGGGAUAGUUCACCCAAAUUACAAAAUGACAUAUUGGUUUCCUUACCCUGUAAGCAAGAAGUCAAUGGACAAAGUAUUACAGAAAUACAUGGACAAGGUAUGACAGAAAUACAUGCUUUGGUUUAGUUUCCCUGGCACUGUUCCACUGCUAACGUUUUAGCAUUUAUGGCACAAGUAUAUACAUAUAUACUGAUAUUAGCAUUUUUCCUCAUCAUUUUCAAAUCCUCUAGAAGGGACUUUGUUGAGCUUCACAAUAAAUUUUGAGAUGCUUUUAGAUGAUUUGGACUUGAUGUGUGAAAAAUCCUAGUAAUGGUACCAUGACUUGAAUGAGAUUUGUGACACAAAUGUUAAAACGGUGCAAGGGGAAUAAAACCAAAGCAUGGAUUGCUGUCCUACCUUGUCCAUAGACUGUUUAUGCUGCAUUCAAGACAACUCAUAAACUCCAAACCUCAAAGUUAAAAUGUGCGUACGUUUUGUUGUGUAGAGCUUCCUAUUGGUUGAUUCUAAUACUUUCCAAUUGGGAAACUGUGACCUCAUCUUUCUACAACGAGUUUCCAAGUUGGACAUUUCAGAGUUUCCUAGUUUGGAGUUUUCUUGAACACAGCAUUACAGUUUAAGGAAACCAAUUUGUGAUUUUGUAAUUUGGGUGAACUAUCCCUUUAAGUACAGUGCUGUUGAAUAAGAUGGAUACUGUGGGGGGGAUGUAUGUAGUACCACCGAUUUACGUUAGGUGGCGGAAUGGUCUAAUAUAAAAGUAUAUCUUCGAGUUUACAGUACAAUAGGUAUUGAAAACAUCAGCCUUGGCUUGAACACCGCAAGCUCAAACAACGGAAAGAGCGUGACAACACCAGCACGUUGUGGAAGCGUUUUUACCCAAUUCUCUGCCAUGCAGCUUGGUACUUAAUGAAAGACUGUGCGCAUAGACUGCUCCAGUUGCCUUUUCUUGUCAGUUUUCCUUCGGUUUCCAAGACACAGCAUUAUAUUUGUUUGACAGUGCAUCCUUGACCAGUUUGGAAUCGAACCCACUGUUGAGAGAUGGAAAAGGAAAAUAAACAUGGAUCAUCACAUCA